UUUUCAAUGUUAAACUGAUCUGCGUUAAAAAAAAUUAGUGUGAUUCAUGAACAGAUACGUGUGUUUCUUUUGACAGAACAUCAGUUUCUUAUACAAGAACCUUUUAAAGUUGAAAAACAAAAUUGUGAUAUAAAAUUAAACAUUUGAGUUCUAGUAAUGGAAUUUCCCGGACAAAUAAAAAUAGUGCUGAGCUGCUUCAACUUCCUGGAGUUAAAAUAUUUUGACGUACAGCUCGUAAGAAAUAACUGAGUAGAUUGAAGUGACAAUGCAGUUAAAUUUAAUCGUCAGCAUUUUCCUGGUGUGUAGUUUUGUUGAAGCUUUAAAUGUCAAAGUAGUAGAACUAUCUUACGAGCUUGGACCAGAAACAUUGUUCUUCCCAGGAAGUCCACCAUUUGUCUUAACUAUCCUACGUCGCGGUAACACUGGGGCAUAUUGGUUUGAGCUAAACAAAUUCGAAGCAGGAGAGCACGGUGGGACCCAUCUGGAUGCACCAUCCCAUUUUGCCGAGGGUAAAUUGAGAAUGCAUGAAAUUCCAAUGGACAAAUUAAUAGGACCCGGUGUCAUAAUUGACGUUAAGGAUAAAGUACAAGGGAACCCGGAUUACAAAGUCAGUAUUGGCGACAUUAUGGCGUGGGAGUUGAAACAUAAGAAAAUUCCUGAAUGUGCAAUCGUUAUUAUGAACUCUGGAUGGGGGAAAAAUUACCCAAACAAAGCGCUAACAUUUGGCACCGCGACUCCAGAGGAUCCGUCGACCUUCCAUUAUCCAGGCUGGCAUACAGAAACUGUGGAUUGGUUGAUAAAAACAAGACAUGUCUGUGUUGUCGGCACAGACACUCCUUCGACUGAUCCCGGAGAUUCAACGUCAUAUCCGGUUCACGUGAGUCUUGCCGAAGCAAACGUUCCGGGGCUGGAAAAUGUCGCCAAUUUAGAUUCAGUUCCAGAGACUGGUUCCACUAUAUAUGUGGCGCCUAUAAAGUUGAAAGACGGAAGCGGAGCACAAGCAAGAGUGUUCGCUACAUUUUCGAAAGUCGGUCAGCACGAAUAUUAUCGAGAACUUUAAUUAAUAUUUUCUCUAUUUCAAUAUAAUAAUGCUAUAAUUGCGUUUUCAAAAUACAUGUAAAUACUAUUUGUACAAAAUACUUUAAAAUCUGAUGAAAUCGUGAAAAUAAAAGAAAAACUGUUUUGUUCCUUAUAA
Molecule: messenger RNA, 1195 nt
Organism: Ruditapes philippinarum (Manila clam)
Lineage: Eukaryota; Metazoa; Mollusca; Bivalvia; Venerida; Veneridae
Product: isatin hydrolase-like
Exons: 4
Coding region: 266-1060 (264 amino acids)
Molecular function (GO): arylformamidase activity
Source: RefSeq, a predicted model, not a curated record